Molecule: messenger RNA, 1035 nt
Organism: Penicillium salamii
Lineage: Eukaryota; Fungi; Ascomycota; Eurotiomycetes; Eurotiales; Aspergillaceae
Source: the annotation of a GenBank genome assembly
AUGAAUUGCCUGGACAAUGUCCUAAAGACCAUGACUGACUCUGGUCCAGACUCCCCGGUUUCUGGGACGUGCGCUUUAUGGAUGGCCUCCUCCGAGGUGGACCAGAAGGCCUUGGGCAAUUUUGCCGCCGUGAUGGGCCUCGAGAACCCCUCCCUCUCGACAAUGCUAUACAAAGUGCUCGGUGUGUCCGUCAUGCUGUCCAAGAAGCUGAUCCGAGCUCGCAAGCUGCGUCGCUUGGACACUACUCGUGAAACCAGAUCUCUGCAGCUGUACCACCACAUCAUAUGGCUUUCGCGAGAAGGCCUGCUCAUUCUGGAAGGCUUCAUCCUUCCCAGGGUCGACAUGUUCGUCGAGCUCAAAGUGCUCGCCUAUAAACUCCGUGCCUCAUUCUACCACAUUUUUGUGUUGUUUCACAAUCGCCCGGUCUUCACACAUGAACCACCCCCCUUGUUCAGCAGUGACUCGAUCUACGGCGUCGAGUCCCUAUUCAAGGGUCCCACACCCAGACCCCCAGGAUUGGGCGUCCAACCAGUCCAGCCACCAUCUUCCUUCCUUCUCCCAACCCUGGACUACACAGCCACAGCAACAGCCUGUUUCAACCACGUCUCCGCCCUCUCCGACAAACUCCUCCCAGGCUCACACCCACUCCGGCUCUCCGUCAAACUCGAAUACGCCGCCUACCUCUACGACUGCCUCCAAGACCCCAUCGCCUGUCGCCGUCUCGCCAAACAAGCCAUCGCAGACGUCUACAACGCCCAAGAAGGAAUGGACGACGAAAGUUUCGCCGACGCAGCAGAGAUCGUCGGCGUCUUGGGCAAAAUGGUCAAACGCGGCAAACCAGGCAGCAGUAUCGGGACAGUCAGUAGUGUCUCACGCUCCCGAAGCCGAAGCAGUCGCAGUCCCAGCCAUCGGGAUGCCAGUCUUCCCACGACUGUCUCACCACCUGCCACGAAGAUGACCCCGCGAUCGGCAUCCUCCAGCCAGCCGAUGCUCGAGCCGGCAGUCCCCGAUGCAUCCAUGGUGAAUCCCAUCUAA